Messenger RNA from Paramuricea clavata, 6795 nucleotides. Lineage: Eukaryota; Metazoa; Cnidaria; Anthozoa; Malacalcyonacea; Plexauridae. The record is from the annotation of a GenBank genome assembly.
AUGUCACUUUCGAAAAUAGAUCGGCAACAGCAAACCUACGGUUCUUUUACCAAUGAAGUGAUCGUUGACGAUGUCCCGGAUGUUAGUGAGCUUACAGGCGGGGCACGUGUCUUGGCCAGGCGUCCACGUUCGACCUCAUUUGAACCGGGAUUUGUGAACGGCAGUAUCGAGGGCUUGCCUGUGAAUGAUACUUUCCUCGUCAACUAUGAUAGUGGAGAUAGCAUUGCGAGGAAUAUACAGGAUAUAAGAAUCGCUGUCAAACCACGUUCUUGUAGUAAGUAUCAGUAUUCACUGAGCCUGGUACUUAUUCAAGCAUAAACACAAGCAAGCAGAAAGCUUGGAUGUUCUGAUGCUUGUGGUGUUCUCGGCGCUGUGUCCUCACUACAACGCAAGAUAAAGAGCAAGCAUAAUACUCAUAAGGAAAAGAACACAACGUUUUGAUAUUCUUAUGUGUACUGUUUAUGUUUAUAAAAAUCAAUACGUUGGAAUGGUUUGAUCCCCUUUAACCUUAUGUCUAUGCUUGCAUCGAGAGUUUUCGCUACCGCGCGUUAAUAUCCACCAGUCAGCUCUCAUGCAACUCUUGUUCUCGUAUGACCCCAGUUGAGAAAAUUCUCAAUUUUCAUACAAAAACUCUCGCUUCUCAACUCUCAUCAACAAGCUGUAAGAUUUUUACACAUGUAUGAUUCAUUAUGAUUAUCUAGUGAACGAGAAAGGGAUCUACAUUGGCUGCUUUGAAAAUGUCGUCAAUAAUUUCUUGACCAAUUACUACCCUGUCAACCCUACGGACGUUGCCACGUGCAACUGGGCGUGCUUCACACGUGGUUUCCGCUUCGCUGGAUUGCAGAAUGGCACGUGGUGUUUUUGUGGUAAUCACGUGAACGAUUCCCUGAAGGUUGACGAUAACGAUUGUAAUAUUGCAUGCCGGGAUAGUCGCGAAGAUGUGUGCGGUGGAUAUCAAAGGAUGACUGUGUACUGGACAGGUUAGCUUGGGAUAUCACUAGUUGCCUUUGGCUCUAUAAUCUAAUAUAAUGAUAUGAUAAUUAAUACUAAUAGUAUAUAAAUAUACACUUUCUAACAAUAUAUAAUCAUCUAAGAAUCCCAGUAUAUUAUAGCCUUUGUAAAUAAUCUAGUUGGCUCUUUCUACUGCCCUUUUGAGGGCCACAAGUUUGUCAACUUUGCUGUUACGUAUCUAUGCAUGGAUAUCUUGGUCAUCAAUUCGUUUUUUUUUACACUUUUCGUUUAGGCGCAGAUUAUGAUGAUAAUAGUACUAGUGACGUUAGCGAAUUUGCAGGUACUGUAAGCAUAUAGUAGCUAAUUAACCAAUUAGCAAACUAAUUAAUUAACAAAGUAAUUAACGUACUAACUAACCCAUUAACCAUAUGUAACCGUAUCCAAAACACGAGUGAACUAUUUGUUACUAUCUAACAAACUAACCAAUUACUUCACUGACAAACUGACUACCAUACUGUGAGUAAUUAGCAAAUUAAUGAACUAAUUAAUAUACUAGUUAACAAGCCAACUAAUUAAGUUCGAAUACAAAAGUAAGCGAUAAAAAAUUAUUUCACAACGUUUCGAUGCAAUUUUUUAUGCCAUCAGGAUAUCAUUUAUAUCUAAAGUGACUAAAAUAAAAUUACUACAAAUACAAAACGUUUAUAUGCUGGAGUGAAUAAUGUUUUGUCUUAAAACAACAAAGUAAUAAUAAUUGUUUUAAUUAAAUUAAGUAACUGAGUAUAUAUGACUAUAUAACUAACAUACGAGCUAGCUAUAACUCAAUAAUUCUCGCUAAGUAGUUAACUAACUAAAUACUAUCCAAUUAAGUAACAACCUAUUCAUUAACUACAUUAUUUCGACUGUCUUUGAACAGACGCCGCAGGACAAGUAACGUCUGACCAAGACCUGUUAAAAUUGGAAUCCUCUGGGAAAAGCGCAUGUGCAGAUGUCUAUGACAGUGCACAAUGCAAUACUUGGGCUGAUCAAUCAAAGUGUAUCGAGAGUCCUGAUUGGAUGAUUGCAAACUGCAAGAAAAGUUGUUAUGCAUGUGAUUAUGAUGACCAUGGCUCAGAUACAAACGGUUAGUAGUGAUCGGCUGAUCGAGUUGUACUGUGUGUAAAUCAAGCACACAGCUCGCGCUGUGUAAAUCAAGCACACGUGAGUUUGGAGCAAUAUUGUUAAAAUCUCAUCGAAAUAAAAUUACAAUAAAAAUUCUUAUAAUCUAGACAAACCAGAUCCCAGUCCUCAGAAGUACACUCCAGUUACGUCUUCCUCGCCUCAGUCCCAACCCAAUAUGUAUCAACCUGGUUACCAGACCUCUUCCAGUUACGCACAGAAUUCCUACUCGACAUCCCAGGAUUCCUCGCAAUCUUCUUCAAAGAAAUCUGAUCAUCCUGUAUUAGACAGUAAGUGCUGGAUUCUUUUAGCGAAGUUUAUUCCAGUUAAGUAAAACAGAUUAAAACUGUUUUUGAUAUCGACUAUUUUAAUUUCUCUCCGUACCAAAUUAAGUACUGUCGAACCCCUAUCAAGCGGACCCUUCGGUGACCUCACCAAUAUGUCCGCUUAAAAGAGGUGUCCGGUUAAUAAGGAUUUGCAACGGCGGACACAGCAAGGGGCAACGCCCAACUAAUUUAGGAACAGUAGCGAUCAAAUGUAAACAUGCCAGCGGAGGGCUUGGUUAUGCUGUGGAACUUCCCGCUGCGAGUUCCAGUUUCGAGGAGACAGUUGUUCUUGCAAUUGCUUGAAAGACAAAUUAAAAGUUUGUUUUAGGAGAUUAGUUCAAGUUAUUAGCGUUUACACUGCAUAGAAAUACUGCAAAACAUUAAAAACAAAUACAUGUCUAGUUAAUUUUCUUCUAAUUGAUUAUUACCAUUGAUUGUUAUGAAAAUUUAUUUUAGCAUAUUUACAUUCAUCCGUAGCGUUUGUCCGCUGAAAACAACACAGUAUAACCACUGUUAGUUGUUUUGUACUAACACCAUCAUUCCAUUAUUUUCCAGACACGAGCAAUACACCGGGUUAUCUCGGAUGUUUCCGAGACACGCCGACCUCACACGAUCUCGAAUACCUUGCUGACAUCAGACCAUUGUCAAUUCGAGCGUGCAUCACUAAAUGUAAAUCCAUAAGAUUUCCCUACGCUGGCGUCCAGUCCUCCUCGUCCUGCUACUGCGGCCUGCACUACGGUAAAUAUGGUCAGCUGGAACACGAGGACUGUAAUACACCCUGCGAAGCUGAUGCAUCCGAAAUGUGCGGUGGAGUUUACAAGAAUUCUCUGUAUCACACGGGUAUCAAUUCGUAAUUUUUUAUAUAUUCUAAUAGUUUUGUAAAAAGUAUAUAUUUUGUCACUGAUAUCGUUUUUGUCACUGAUCGUUUUUUUGUCACUGAUACCACUUUUUGACCCGCUAUUUUUAAUAAUUGUUGCAUUGGCGUCAUUGGGGCAAUGACUAAUAUUGUAAUAAAUUCUGACUCUGAUAAAGGUACAAGUAUACAAUAAGCAGGUUAUUUAUGAUAUCGUCCCUCAAGCGAUAAAACGGAUAUCGUCUCGCCCCUCAUAUGAUAACCUGUACAUAUAUGUCCUGUGAAUUUUUAUAUCGGGCCAGAACGCAUGCCCGAUGGCUCCGAUAUAAAAAUUCGAUCCAGUACACAUGUAAUUCUGCAUUGUGUUCCCUCCUAACUGGGCUCAUUUUCGUUUAGGUUUCCCUGUUAAAUUCAAGUCUGCAGAAAACGCUUUAACAAGUGAGUUUUUGUUAUUUCAUUACUGUGAAAGAAAUACCUACAAUCCUAGAGGCUGCCUGAAAUCUUCAUUCAAACGAAUUCCUUCCAUCUGUUUAACAUUUCCUGCGAGCAGUGCUCGCGUAUUUUUUCCACCCCGUCUGGGCAAAAGUAAAAAGUCAAGCGGCGAUUAAAGGAAAAGAUUGAAAGCCUUCAUUCCAGUUUAAUUAACAAAGUUUCUUAUUCAACAAAUCAUGGUAGUAUAUGUAGUAUGUGAAUCCAUAACUUAAAAUCAUCACGAUAGUCUACAUCAUAUCAUAUUUGACAGAUUGUUUACUUUUCACAGGAAAGAACCUUCCUUCGUUAGCAGUAAACAACAUGGACAGUGGCAGAGCUUAUCCACUCAAUCCUUCUUAUAAUUAUCCCUCUCAAAAUCCGCAGACCUCCUACCCGCAACAAAACCGUGGCUAUACCCCACCCGUUUACCCUCCGCCCGCAUCGCGUUAUACAUCAGGUUACCCUCAGACCUCAAACACCCGAACAAACGCAUACCAAUCCGCAUAUAAUUACAAUAAUCAGGCAAGUAGUCCGGUACAGUCUGGAACCACGAAUGCCGACACUAGGAACUUUUCCCCGGCGGACUCAAGUUCGUAUCGGUGGAGAGAGACCUAUGCUAAACUCCGGCAACAGGAACAAAAUCGCUAUUCCAUACCGAGUCUCAGAAAUCUUAAACGAAUCAGCAAAUUACCAGGAAACUCAUGGUCUAACAUUCGUGCAAAUUCUAAGAAACGCCUAUAUCCAAGGAAGGACAAGACAAAAGAUUCUUCGAAACUCCAAAAUCUUGGAAACAACGCGAAAACUCUGAAAGAAACUAAAGAAACUUCCACGAAAUCAGGCAGUAGAAGCAGCAGUUACUCGCAAUCACUCUACAACCAAUUCAUGUCCCAAAUUUACAAGAAUUCUCAGGGGACCAACUCCGGUGGGGAUAAGAAGGUUCUACGAAAGAGCACUAAACGGCGACACAAACAAUCGGGAAAACCAGGUGUAUUUCUAAGAAAGAAGGCCUCAAAAAAGAACAGCUUUCUCGCGUUCCUUCCACACGAGGUGACGGAGAACGAAUCGCUUUUGCAAAACGUCUACAACAUGCUCUCGGUGAUGUUGAAAAAUCUCAGAAAACAUAAGAAAAGUUCCAUGAAAAAUCUCAAGAAAUAUUUGAAAUUCUCGGAAAGCAACGAGGAAAAUUCGAAAUUUACGAGAAAAACGCCGCUGCAUGUUUCAGACCAUGAAAAAUCGGCAGAUCGUUCGAAGAAGCCGGCUGAACGGAAAGUGGAAGGCACGAAGACACAUAAAUCUGAGAAAUUUGGUGGCAAGCGUGUGGAACUUGCCCCAUUACAGCACCGGGAAAUGGCUAAGAAUCAUUCUUCAGUGGGACAAAAGCAACUAAGCAAGCCAGAGGAAAUCUCGAAUGCUAGUAUGCAGCCGAUGACGUAUACACCACGUGAUGAUCAGACCAUGACCAAUGGGAAUUCAGCUGAUAACCACCCAAUCAGCAACCGAGCGAAGUCUGCUGUGAAUUUGAACAAUGAAAAUGCACAGUCAUUCACAAAUAUAGUUCAAACACAUCACAAUGACGUUGGCGAAUCAAGUCAAUCACAGACGAGGAAGAAUGUAUCUAGCAAUUCACCUCAAAUACAAACCAAGUUAUCUGGGGUUCAUCGGAAUUUGUCGGAAGUCGUUCCGAAGGUAAGCGAGAGUCACUGGCCUUAAAUGUACACUGGAUAGAGCAACCUUUAAUGGGAACAUUAGAGCCAUUUAUACAAGCGAAAAUAAGCCGCGGCUGAAUAAGCCCAGGGUUGAAAGAUAGGUCUAAAUAAGCCACGGCAUGUUGCGAAUUGACUGUUUAUACGAGUCGUUCACGACUUAUUUAUCAAAUUUUAUUUCCAGAGUAAAGAGGGGAAAGUGCUGGAGCAUCAGGCCAAUCUAACGAGAAUUCAGGAAACAACAAGUUACAAAUUGCAACUGCCCAAAUUUGGUGAUACCUUUGAACAUUCUAAGAAACCAGAGAGCAGUUUUCGAAACCAGUUAAGAAAGAAUGCUAGCCUAGAUCAAGAAGACGUGCGGAAAACUGUUCCACCGAAAACGAAGUAUACAAAAGGAAUUUCGAAGAAAUUAAACAAAAAGGAAUUGCCCAGCUUCAAGGUAAGACAACGGUCGCUUGCAUUUGCAGCCAGAGUGCAAAUAGUCCUUGUUUAGCUGUCGAUCCUUUUCUCUGAAACCCCAAGCAGUUAGAGCUAUGUCGCUAAAAAUGAGUCAAGGCUUAAAUCCUUAAUUCGUUGCUUUUCUUUAGACAGGGGGUAAAGCUAGCGUAAACCUGGACCAACAAAAGACGAGAAGUCAAACAAAUGAAGACGACACGGUGGAGAAAAGUGACGAUGAAAUGAUCUCGAGUAUCGUUGAUUUGCUAGAGAAAGAAAAGACAAUAAGAACAAUGAAAAACAGCAGAGAUGAUCAAAGAAAACAGAACGAUAGUGAAACAGAACAACACGAAAAUGAAGAGAAACGAAAGAAAAGGCAUAACAAGAAGAGGAAAAAGGAAAAGCAUGAACGAAAACAUAAGGUAAGAACUGGCAAGCAUGAUAAAGAGAACAUCACAAAAAGGAUAUAUAAGAAAGACCAUCUAGGACGAGCCAGGGCUGAUGGGGAAGCAAGUGAUGAUGAUGAUGAUCAUGACGAUGAAAAUAAUUUGAUGCAAGAAGAUGAAAAUUUCCGAGAAAAUAAUGGCAGCAAUGAUGAGUGAAAAAAUAAUAUAUUAUGCAUAGAGCAUUGGCGAGUUGUACAAUACACAAAACACUCUUCUUGGCAGAGUGGAAAACGAAUCGAAACCUGCGAACCUAGAAACUUUUUGUGAUCUACAUUUUCGCAGAAAUUUCACAGAAUUUUAUGUUUCGUAGUUAAUUCUGAAAAUUUGAAUUAUUGACAUGGUUAAACACCUUUCCUAAUCUACUAAACUCGAUACCUAAAUAUUUCAUCAGAUAGUUUCAUUAAAAAUAUUCACACAGCCUGCAGUAGGAAAGUUGUUUUUAAAUUAAUCUUGUA